Etheostoma spectabile (orangethroat darter) is the source of this 3785-nucleotide messenger RNA. RefSeq names its product frizzled class receptor 3a (gene fzd3a). Gene Ontology annotation, cellular component: plasma membrane. Gene Ontology annotation, molecular function: Wnt receptor activity; Wnt-protein binding. The transcript is spliced from 9 exons. The record is from RefSeq and is a predicted model, not a curated record. Lineage: Eukaryota; Metazoa; Chordata; Actinopteri; Perciformes; Percidae. The coding region runs from base 660 to 2933 and encodes 757 amino acids. Gene Ontology annotation, biological process: canonical Wnt signaling pathway; non-canonical Wnt signaling pathway.
UCGUUGGUGAGGCUUUUAUUUUUUUGUUGGGACUGGAAGCCAUUUUGAAAAUGUCGCGGGUUUGACGCUAGGCAGAGCGAGAGAGAGAGAGAGGGGUGGGGGGCAGAAAGGGAGGGAGGCGGACAGAGGAGGAGGAGGACAGGAGGACACGAGAAGAGGGUGCUGGAAGGGGGACAUUCAGUCAUUGUUACCAAGUCGAGGAGCGGCGGAGACCCCGUUGUUACACGUGAAUUUUCGGUACAACGUUCAGGCUGAAGUUCACAUCUAUCGGUGGCAGUCGUCGGUAUUUUCUCUGAAGCAUCAUCAUUGCUGGUGGAGGCACGAGACGGAGGAGUGCGAGCGGUCCCAACGCAGCAUCUUAAAGGACCACAGCAUCUCCCAGGCUAUGGAGGUCCCGUGAUGACACACCGCUGCCGCUGACCGGAAUCCCCACGGCGAUGGAGGCAGCCAGCUUCAACCAUGGCUGUGUUGGAUUACGCUGCCCGACCCAGACUGUUUCUCUGUGAGUUGAAGAGGAGGAAUCGACUACUAGCCAGUCCUGGACACUCCUUAAGCCUUGUGAUCUCCCUUUCCUGGUGAAUGACCCAGACGCUAACAGGGCUCAACCCCUCUUCCUAGCCAGCCGUCCUCCUGGGUCUCUCCUACUGUACGGACCAGUCAUGGAUCUCCUGUGGAUGCUGUCCCUGUCCAUGUUGACGGCGUGCGUUGCCAUCCCCAUGGAUGUGGCAGAGGGCAGCCACAGUCUGUUCACCUGCGAGCCCAUAACCCUGCGCAUGUGCCAGGGGCUGCCUUACAACUCCACGUACAUGCCCAACAUACUGAAUCAUUACGACCAGCAAACUGCCGCCCUCGCCAUGGAGCCGUUCCAUCCCAUGGUAAACCUGCAGUGCUCUCCGGAUCUCAGGAUGUUCCUGUGCGCGCUCUACGCCCCGGUGUGUACCGAGUACGGGCGGAUGACUCUGCCCUGCCGCCGCCUCUGUCUGCAGGCCAAGAGCGACUGCUACAAACUAAUGGACAUGUUUGGUGUCAGCUGGCCGCAGGAGAUGGACUGCAACAGAUUCCCAGACUGUGACGAGGCUUACCCCCGUCCCGUGGACCUUCUGUCCAGCUCAGACACAACCGAAUCGCCCAUCGCCAUCCAGCGGGACUACGGCUUCUGGUGUCCCAGAGAACUCAAAAUGGACCCAGAGCUCAGCUACUCCUUUAUGGGGAUCCGCGACUGCUCGCCCCCCUGUCCAAACAUGUACUUCACGCGAGAGGAGCUGACAUUCGCACGCUACUUCAUCGGGGUGGUGUCCAUCGUCUGUCUGUCCGCCACCCUCUUCACCUUCCUGACUUUCCUCAUCGAUGUGUCGCGAUUCCGCUACCCAGAGCGUCCAAUCAUAUUCUAUGCUGUGUGCUACAUGAUGGUGUCUCUAGUGUUCUUCCUGGGAUUUCUCUUGGAGGACAAAGUUUCUUGUAACUCAGCAAAUCCUGGAAGGUUUAGGGCUUCAACAGUGACCCAAGGCUCCCAUAAUAAGGCCUGCACCCUACUCUUCAUGGUGCUGUAUUUCUUCACCAUGGCCGGCAGUGUCUGGUGGGUCAUUCUAACUAUCACCUGGUUCCUGGCUGCUGUUCCCAAGUGGGGCAGUGAGGCAAUAGAGAAGAAGGCCCUCCUCUUCCACGCCUGUGCCUGGGGCAUCCCUGGCGUCCUCACAGUUAGCCUGCUCGCCAUGAACAAGAUCGAGGGCGACAGUGUCAGCGGUGUUUGCUUUGUGGGGCUUUAUAACCUGACAGCCCUGCGCUGGUUCCUGCUGGCCCCGCUGGGGUUGGACGUAGUGGUUGGUGUGGCGCUGCUGCUGGCAGGCAUAGCAGCCCUAAACCGAGUGCGCAUGGAGAUUCCGCUGGAGAAGGAGAACCAGGAGAAACUUGUGAAGUUCAUGAUCCGCAUCGGUGUGUUCUCUGUGCUCUACCUGGUCCCUCUGCUGGCCGUUCUGGCCUGCUACCUUUAUGAGAACAGCUACCGUGCCAUCUGGGAGACCACCUGGGUCCAGGAGAGGUGUCGAGACUAUCACAUCCCCUGCCCCUACCAGGUGGAGCGUACCAGCCGUCCUGACCUGGCUGUGUUCCUGGUGAAGUACGUGAUGAUGCUGGUCGUAGGAAUCCCCUCGGUGUUCUGGGUGGCCAGUAAGAAGACCUGCUUCGAGUGGGCCAGCUUCUUCCACGGCAAGAGACGCAAAGAAGCAUUAACCCCCUCUCCCACCGCCUGCUCCACACACUCCUCCAUUCUCUUCUACCACUCCCUCCACCCCACCACCUUCCCCCUGUCCCUCCCCACCCUCCUGCGUCUCUCCCUGCCCUCCCUUCCUCCACUCCCCCCGUUCUCCUCCCCCUCCUGCUCCCCCCCGUCCCUGCCCUCCUCCCCCCCGUCCUGCAGCCGGAUGGUCAACGAGAGCCGACAGGUGCUCCAGGAGCCCGACUUCGCCCAGCUGCUGCUCAGGGACCCCAACACGCCCAUUGUGAGGAAGUCCCGGGGCACGUCCACCCAGGGGACCUCCACCCACGCCUCAUCCACCCACCUGGCCAUGUUGGACGAGCCGCCCAGCGGCAGCACCAGCCGGGCCGGCUCGGUCCGCAGCGCGCGCUCCAAGAUGAGCAGCUAUCACGGCAGCCUGCACCGCUCGCGGGACGGCAGAUACACGGCGUCCAGUUUCCGGGCCAUAGACGACCGGCUGCCUUACGGAAGCAUGUCUCGCCUCAACGACCAAUCACAGUCCAAACACUGUAGUACCAAUCGCCUGGACAACCUAUCACGGCACGGCUCCACCCAACGACUGGAGAGCCAAUCACGGCACAGCAGCGUCAGGGACCUCACCAGCACCACCCAAGCUGUCCUCGGUAUCCCCGGAAACGGGAUUCACAGAGUCCUGGAGGAGGACGGCGCUACAGCCUGAACAGGAUGGCGGCCACUCUGGAAGAUGUGACUAGACGGGUAGAAGUGAAAGGAGGAACGAUGGCUCAUCUUUCUUUAUAAAGAACGUUAAAGGAGGCAGAGGAGCAAACACUGAGGAAUCUACUCCUGACGACGGUAGCUAGAUCCAGCCAGACUGGCAGGACUGAGAGUGGAUUGAUGCCUUAAAAUGUCCUCUCAGCUCUACUUGACUCACUAGCUGAUCCCAAAAACUAAAGUUCAAAAAUGAUUUUUGUCCAGUUUACAAAACUACGAGGAAUUUUGAGGUCUUGAUGUCAACACUGGAACUUGACGACAAGGACAAGGACUGUUGAACAUACGUUACUGAGCCAGUCAAAAACAAAAUGUGACCAACACUGACAGACUGCACUGGAUAGUUUGGGAUUUGUACUGUUCUGGUUUGUAGAAAUAAGGACCGAAGGGACAUCUAGACGUCUGGUCUUUCUAGCACUCGGAGUGUGGAGCAGGGUUGAUUUGAUUUGAUUUUUCAAAAGGUGCACUGGCUACAUACGAACUACUUCAGCUGACGUCUCCAUUAUUUUUCAUCAUCAAAUAGUAUUCUGGUAACUUAUCCUGCUAAAAAACAUAUUUAUAGAGGCAUUUCUUUUUUUUCUUCAGCCGAUUUUAAACUCCACAUGAAGGUAACAGACAGCACACCAGACUGAGAGGAGCGAGCACUCUUUAGAAAUGCUGUGUAUGACCUCUGAACUUUUCAAAGCUCAUCUCAUUUUAAAAACUGUUUUGUCAAAUUGAGGUACUUCACUGCUUUGGUGUGAUGAUGUAUGUAAUCAUAAGAGGAAAAGGUCUGUCUGCCAGAAUCCAAGGGCUGAUAUCU